Messenger RNA from Cajanus cajan (pigeon pea), 1179 nucleotides. RefSeq lists its product as uncharacterized. NCBI's taxonomy places the organism in Eukaryota, Viridiplantae, Streptophyta, Magnoliopsida, Fabales, Fabaceae. Gene Ontology annotation, biological process: protein ubiquitination. Gene Ontology annotation, cellular component: cytoplasm. The record is from RefSeq and is a predicted model, not a curated record. Gene Ontology annotation, molecular function: ubiquitin protein ligase activity.
CACCCACCCAAACCCAACCCUCAUUUCAUUAUUCAUUUCUCUUCCGCCAGCAGCAGCAGCAGCAGCAGCAGCAGCGAUGGCGGAAGCAAAAACGUACUGGUGCCACGAAUGCGACAUGAGCGUGUCCCUAACGCUCCCUCCGUCCCCUCUCCUCUGCCCCCACUGCCACACCCACUUCCUGGAACUCAUGGACUCCCCCCUCUCCCUAAACGACGCGGAAUCCCCCCUCUUCGACGUCGUUUUCCAGGACGCCCUCUUACUCCUCUCCCCCAAGCCCCUCCCGUCAAAGCCCCCUCCCAUUCCCUCCAUCUCCGUCACGGCCUCCCUCCUCUCGGAGCUGGACCCAAACGGCGUCGUCCUCUGCGCCGUUUGCAAGGAGCCAAUGGGGCUCGAGGCGGAGGCGAAGCAGCUCCCCUGCAAGCACCUGUACCACGCCGACUGCAUCACGCCCUGGCUCCGCCUCCACGCCUCCUGCCCCCUCUGCAGGUUCCGCCUCCACGAAGACCACCAACCGCUUCAGGAUCACGAUCACGAUGAGGAUAACGCCGUCGUCACGGAGAUCCGGAGGGACCUCAUUGCGCGCCUCACCGACCUCACGGAGGACGACUUCUUCGGCCUCAGGACCACUCUCAGCCACAUUGCCUCGCGCCACGCGCUCAUCCAAGGCGACGACCCUCGCGCCGCCCUAUAAGGUAUAUAGUGUACUAAAACAAUGUUGAAGUUGUAUCACCAUAGAUCGUCUUAUCAAGUGUAAAUCUGCACCGACGAUUAUGCUGCUUCUGUUCUUUCCCUCCUUUUUUGGGGAACUCCAACUAGGUAGUUGUAGUGAUAUAGCCAAAAAUACAAUAAAUUGAGGGAAAGCACGAGUUGCAUUUCCCUUCUCAUUUUCCACUCUAUGUUUCUCCUUGGAACUGGAUUUCCUUAGCUCAAAUUCCCUUCCAUUUUAGGCAAUAAAGUCUUCUGUAAAAUUUAGCUUUCUGUUAUGCUGUGUAUGAGUUGCUAAAGUGGAUCCUUUCCACUGAAUGAUAUUUUUCACCAUUUUUUAUUCUGGCUUUACAGUUAUGUUGUUAUUUCCCGCCAAUGUUGUUCUAGUUACAUACGAGAUUGUUGAGGGAUUGAAUCAUCUGAGUGUGGCUGUGUACCAUGGAAGAGCCUUAAAAUGCAUGUGUUUUGUUGUGA